AUGUUUGGCCGAAAGCGCGUUGAUGACAACGGCGGCAGCUAUGAAACGACAGCCACCGUCGACCCCAAUGUGCGCGCGCGUACAUGCACGAUGAGCGACUCCGAGGUAGCCUCUCCGCGCCGCCCAUGCGAACCGAUCGGGGAGAGACAACAUGACUCGCCGCCAACAAAGACAUCGAGCGAUGCAGAGACCAAACCUGCAAACAAUGGGCCUGCGGUAGACAUCAAGGCCCUCACGGAUCACACUCUCCACUUCUUGGCGACGGCAAGCAAUGAAACGCUCGGGGCCUGCCUUGUGGGACUGGGCGCCGGAACGUAUCUAAUAUUAGGCCGCGUAGGGCUGGUCUUGAUCGGGGUCGUGGGCGGCGUCGUCCUUCAUGCCACCUGGGAUUCCGAAGCCCUCUCGCAUCAUGGCGCCAGCAAGGAGACGCAGUGCAAGAGCGCGGAAACUCGGCGGCGUGAGCUCGGCGUGGACAUUGCGCACAGAGUGCUGGACUGGCGGAGUCAACAUGGGCAAGGGAAAAGGGGCAGCCGCAAGCAUGGUGAUAUUGACGACGACGACGGUGAUGAUGAUGCAUCCAAUCUCAGCCUGAAGCUGUACUCUGGCACCAAGCUGGAUUACUCCGACUUCAAACCAGAGACGGCCGCAGCUCUCACCGAGCUGACAGACGCUGUCAUCCGGGACUAUGUCAAAUGGUGGUACUCGCCUGUACUCCCUGCCGAAGAGACUUUUCCUGAUUCCUGCCGUCAAGUCUUCAUUGCCUUUAUGCUAUCUGUCUCGUCCCAUCUCUCCCGAAAGCGACCUGCUGAUAAUUUUGUCGACUUUGUCACACGCUCCUCCUCCUUUAUGAUUAUAUUAUUGCAGGAGGUUUCUGUUGCCAUACAGAAUUCGCCGGGUGACGUGCCAGGCGAAGCUGUGGACAUAUAUCUAAAGAUGAAGAGGAAUAGCACACUCGCCAGCAUCCUAGACCACGACUACCAGAUCAAGCAAUUCAGUAUUGCUGCCGAAGACAUUCUUCAGAACUAUCUGGAGCCAAAGACGUAUAAUUGCAUGCCUGCACGCAUCUUCUUGCAUCAGAUUUUGGCCAAGGUUAUAUUAGAGAUGGUUGUUGUGACUUGCUCGAAACCCGAGUGGAUCAACGGAUGGAUCAUACAUCUCUUGGAAGACGGAGAACCCGAGCUCCUGCAUGCCAUCGACGCAGGUGUCGAGAAAUCAGCCGAGCAGUUGCAAAAUGUCAAAGACACUGUUGCGAGAGAAGAGAGGGCAGCCGGCGGAGAUCUCACAGCUUCAGCUCGGAGAGAGCACAAGCGUGUUGUCAGUAAAGCACAAGAGGCCAUGGAUGACGCUAUGCGAGAAGCCCAGCGGCUGAGCCAGAUGAUUGCCGAGGAGGACGCGAAACGCCUCAAGGAGCAAUAUAGGGAAAGCGCAUCAACAUCUACCUUGAACGAUGAUCACUCAGAAAGUACAACACAAGGUAUCGUUACCCCAACAUCUUCACAAAGCGAAACACCUGCGGACGAGUCCUUGGAUCUGAAUAUAUCGGGACUCUCGACGCGUUCCUUGUCGCAACCGGCACUUGCAACACCCCCACCUGCACCCGCACCCACGCUCGCACCCGAAGAACAACCAAAGCAAGAAGCCAAGAAAGCUUUUACAAGCUUCGAUCAAUUGGUGCCACACAGUCCGCCCACAGCGUUGUCGGACAAUCCGCCUCCUGUAGAGAGGCCACCCCCCUUGACCCUGUACAAUAGCACCAUGUCCAUCUUCGAUGACAGUGUGCCAGGAGAAAAGGGUACCAUAAAGAAUAAGCCGACUGCAGAAUAUCUUAUUCAAAUCGAGCCAAAAUCGCAUCAUCACACGGGAUGGAUGACUGCGCGUAAAUAUGGGGAGUUUGAGACUCUUCACGAAGUCAUGCGCCGCAUAGCUGCCAUCACGGGCACUACUGGUUUCGUGGAAGCUCAUGCUACCUUGCCAGCCUGGAAAGGACAUACCAAAGCAUCUUUACGAGGAGAGCUUGAACGCUAUCUCAAUGAUGCGGUCAAGUACAAACCACUUGCCGAAAGCGAGGGCAUGAAGCGCUUCCUGGAUAAGGAGCUCGGUUCUGGCAAGUCUUCUAGUGGUGGGUUCCCUGGCAUGGGAUGGGCCGGUCAAACCUUUGAUACUGUGGGCAAAGGAAUGCUAGACGUCAUCUCAAAGGCCCCAAAAGAAGUCGCAGGAGGCGGUAAGGCUUUCUUUGGCGGUGUGACUGGCGUUUUAGGCAGUGUGACCACACCUCUGGGGAAAAAACGAGAAUCUGUCAACAAUGCCACUAGCAGUAGUACACCAACAUCUGAGAGUGCAACUCCAGCUCCUAAGCGUCCUUCGGUGUCUACUGCACCCGCACAAACACGACAUACCCGAGCCGAGUCGACAAUUUCUGAACUGCCAACCCAUAUCCGAUCAGAAAGCACAUUGUCUCUGGUGUCCAAACGGACCUCGAUGGAAUCAGUGCGUGAUGCACAUUCCCCUGUCAUCGACCAACAACCUCAGCGCGAAGCCCCAAUGGAGCGUCGACCCUCGUAUAAUCCCGACGGUGAUGGCAAACGUUCGGGAAUGUCCUCGACUUAUGCGUCCCGUAGCAACAGCCGAGCACCAAGCAUGAGGGAAAAGAUGGAAGAACUGAGUCCUGUCAUGGGUGGAGAUCAGAUCCUCAACCUUCCUCCUAUACCCAGCGAAAUCUCCGACGACUACGCUGCAUCACGCUCACAAGCCGAUCAAUCAUCGGAUCUGAAGCCACUCCCAACACCCACGGCUCUGAAAUCUCAACCAACAUCCGAUCCAGCCACAACACCCUUGCCCACCCGCUCUCACACAGCAGAGCCCACACCCUCUUCUCCCUCCAAACCCCCCUCCUCCACCAGAUCCUCCCCCAGAAAAACCCGCCUUUCAUCCCAACAAGCCCAGACUCCCCUCUCAGAACCCGAAACCACCGUCCUAGUCGAACUCUUCUUCGCCGUCAUCAACGAACUCUACACCCUCUCCUCCGCCUGGACCCUCCGCCGCACCCUCCUCAACGCCGCAAAAACCUAUCUCCUACGGCCCGGCAACCCCCAACUCUCCUCCAUCACCUCGCUACUGCAAACCACCAUUCUAGACAACAACACAAGCGAUGCCGGCCUCGCGUACCAUAUCCGCAAGAUUCGGGCCAGUGGCUUGCCCACGGCCGAGGAGCUGGCGAGUGCGCCGGUGAGCGAGUUGAGCGACGAGGAAAAGGAGAGGCUCAGGGAGCGGGCGAGGCGGCUGUUGGUGGAGAAGGGGAUGCCGCAGGCGUUGACGAGUGUCAUGGGUCAGGCGGCGAGUGGCGAGGCAUUGGGCAAGGUGUUUGAUGUGUUGCAGGAGCCUAGGGUGGCGAGGGGGGUCAUGUUUGGGUUGGUUUUGCAGGGCUUGAGGGCGCUUACGCAGUAG
Plenodomus lingam JN3 is the source of this 3444-nucleotide messenger RNA. RefSeq lists its product as uncharacterized. Gene Ontology annotation, molecular function: phosphatidylinositol binding. Gene Ontology annotation, cellular component: intracellular membrane-bounded organelle. The record is from RefSeq and is a predicted model, not a curated record. NCBI's taxonomy places the organism in Eukaryota, Fungi, Ascomycota, Dothideomycetes, Pleosporales, Leptosphaeriaceae.